CGCUGGAGUUGUCAUGGUUCAAUGGGCCGGAUCAAGGGGUUGACUGCAGCGGCAUCGCAGCAAAACCCUACCCCGAGCGUCAACCUAACUAUAAAUAGCCAGCAAGCUGCAGUGCAGCCAUGGUAGCGUCCGUCAAGGGAGGAUACUACAGAGCUGUUUUUGCUGCCUUCGCCGCGGAGUAGCUCGUUAACGAUUACGGGAUACAGCACGCUUUUGUUUGGGGGAAAUGGGAUGUGGAGUGUGGCUGAUCUUGUUCGAGAUCUGUUCCUAGUCUUCUUAUGUGUUUGUUUUCUGUUUACGUUUGAUUCAGAUUUGGGCAUUUGAAGUCGAGAACAAUAUGACGGGUGAGGAUCCUACAGAGCUGAAGGAAGAGGUGCCUGAGAUUUUGCCCUUUGAUCCAACUAAGAAGAAGAAAAAGAAGAAACCUGUGGUUCAAGAUCCUGCUGAAGUGCUAGACAAAUUAACUGAGAAAACAGAAAAUCUAACUGUUACUGAAACAAGUGAACCAAGUUUAGUUGGCUUGAAGAAAAAGAAGAAGAAACCUGUUGAAACCAACUUCCUGAAUGAUGAAAAUGGAGACCAAGACCAAACUGGUGAUCAAGUUCGGGAGGAUGAAGAAGGAGAAGGCAUUGUCCUUGGUGUUAGUCGAUAUCCUUGGGAAGGAACUGAUCGUGAUUAUAAGUACGAAGAGCUUAUGGGUCGAGUAUUUAAUAUACUGCGUGAGAAUAACCCUGAUCUCGCUGGAGAUAGGCGUAGAACUGUGAUGAGGCCUCCACAAGUUCUUAGAGAAGGAACCAAGAAGACAGUUUUUGUGAACUUUAUGGAUCUUUGCAAAACGAUGCAUAGGCAACCAGAGCAUGUUAUGAAUUUUUUACUUGCUGAAAUGGGAACAAAUGGAUCGCUUGAUGGACAGCAGAGACUGGUUAUUAAGGGUAGAUUUGCCCCCAAAAAUUUUGAGGGCAUCCUUAGAAGAUACAUCAAUGAGUAUGUCAUUUGCAAUGGCUGCAAAAGUCCUGAUACCAUACUUUCAAAGGAGAACCGAUUAUUCUUUCUUCGUUGUGAACAGUGUGGCUCUUCGCGUUCAGUUGCUCCUAUCAAGGCUGGUUUUGUUGCACUUGUGAAACGCCGCAAAGGCACUUGAGCUGAGCAUUUGCCUGUUUGUUUCUUGCUUUUCUAAAACCAAAAAGAAAUAGCGUCCCAGAAUCUCAGUAUUUUCAUUUAUACAUUCAAUUAUUUGCCUGUUUAGCAUCCAUCAGUAUGAUCAAGUAUUUAUGUGUCCUAACGUAAAUGUGGUUGGAUUUGCUAGCUUUGUUAAAAUUGUCAAAGUUCCAAAAAAAAAUUAUUUGAGA
This is a messenger RNA of Zingiber officinale, 1349 nucleotides long. RefSeq names its product eukaryotic translation initiation factor 2 subunit beta. Gene Ontology annotation, molecular function: translation initiation factor binding; translation initiation factor activity; mRNA binding. The record is from RefSeq and is a predicted model, not a curated record. NCBI's taxonomy places the organism in Eukaryota, Viridiplantae, Streptophyta, Magnoliopsida, Zingiberales, Zingiberaceae. The coding region runs from base 338 to 1141 and encodes 267 amino acids. The transcript is spliced from 11 exons. Gene Ontology annotation, cellular component: eukaryotic translation initiation factor 2 complex. Gene Ontology annotation, biological process: translational initiation; formation of translation preinitiation complex; formation of cytoplasmic translation initiation complex.